AUGACUGCUCCUUAUCGAUCCAAGCCCCCUGUGAACGAUAAUGACUACGAAGUCAACCAGGAUCCAACCCGUUUGAACAGAGUCUACAACAACAUACUCGGUGGAAAUGGGGACAGAACUAUUACGGAGGAAGUGAAGUGGCUGGCCGUAACACAUAAAAGAAGGAGAAUCGUGGAGCUACAAGCCUCUCUGUCACUACUUCAUGGCCGCUCCGCUACGUCCGUAAAGCUACCAGAUGACGGCUACGAUCGUGAACCAUUCCAGCAUCCAGCAUUAGAAAGAUUAGAGAGCAUCACACUGCAGAGGCAAUUUGAGCUGCUCGAGAAGGACCGCAUGGCAGGCUUAGGGAAAAGAUACGGACUGGAUGGGGUGGUACGGUGGAAGCCCAAGAAUGUAAGCUUCUAUGCGACCCUUUAUAUCUAUGCACUGGGCACUAACAGGACGCCCACAGGCCAGGGAUUUAUGGAAAGCAUCUGGGUUUCCACUCAUCAUUCAGCAGGCGUUAUAUGCAGUUAUAGGGGCAGUAGCAUUACAGCGGGGUGGACAAGUCGCGAAUGA
This is a messenger RNA of Bacidia gigantensis, 558 nucleotides long. RefSeq lists its product as uncharacterized. Gene Ontology annotation, molecular function: structural constituent of ribosome. Gene Ontology annotation, biological process: mitochondrial translation. The record is from RefSeq and is a predicted model, not a curated record. The coding region runs from base 1 to 558 and encodes 185 amino acids. Gene Ontology annotation, cellular component: mitochondrial large ribosomal subunit. The transcript is spliced from 2 exons. NCBI's taxonomy places the organism in Eukaryota, Fungi, Ascomycota, Lecanoromycetes, Lecanorales, Ramalinaceae.